UGUCACGUCGAGGCUCGUUCUUUUAGCGUCCGACGCCCACUGUGUGAGGAGAGACCAGAGGCCAGGCCUGCUCCUGCUCCGCUCCCGACUGCCUCACCCGGCCCGUCAGAAUGCGUUACGUCGCAGCUUAUCUCCUUGCUGUAUUGGGUGGCAAUACAUCACCAUCUUCAAAGGACAUUAAGAAGAUUUUAGACAGUGUUGGUAUUGAAGCUGAUGAUGAACGACUGAAUAAGGUUAUCAGUGAGCUGAAAGGCAAGAACGUGGAUGAUGUCAUCGCUGCUGGCAAUGCUAAACUUGCAAGUGUCCCAGCUGGUGGGGUCGCAGCUUCUGGUGCUACAGGUGGUGCUGCUCCAGCUGCAGCAGCUGUUGCUGAAGAAAAGAAAGAAGAGAAGAAAGAAGAAUCUGAAGAAUCAGAUGAUGACAUGGGCUUUGGUCUCUUUGACUAGAUUCUAAACUUUUUAAAAUAAAACUCUUGUGUCCUAA
Molecule: messenger RNA, 483 nt
Organism: Chiloscyllium plagiosum (whitespotted bambooshark)
Lineage: Eukaryota; Metazoa; Chordata; Chondrichthyes; Orectolobiformes; Hemiscylliidae
Gene: rplp2a
Product: ribosomal protein, large P2a
Biological process (GO): cytoplasmic translational elongation
Cellular component (GO): cytosolic large ribosomal subunit; ribosome
Molecular function (GO): structural constituent of ribosome
Source: RefSeq, a predicted model, not a curated record